UAUAUAUACAUGCAUUGAAACUUGAAGAAAGAAUAUAACUCUCAUUGAGAUCUUUUACAAGAAAAAGCGUGUUUCUCUACGGAUACAAAAAGUACCUAAACAGUAUCGUUCUUGAUCAGCCUUAAGAUACACAAAUGGCAAGAAUGUUUAUGCAUUUAAAUGAAGAUAUCUUCACAGAAAACAGGAACAGAAUGGACAGGUCGACAGAGACGAAACGAAUUUUUAUUUCGUUUACUAUAUCUGAUCGUUGGAGUUGCACGUGUUGCCGUAAUCACGUCUCGCUGUCGUCCUACGCGGGAAAGGAACCAACUUUUCAUUCGCCAGGUCUCGCAGCUGUUCACCGGUCGCGAUAACGUGGGCGACGGCGACCUCACUCAACGAAAACUUUAUAUUUUCGAAAGAAAUAACCGAUACAUUCGUUGAAGUGGAUCUUGAAGUAAUGGCGGCAUCAGACAGCUUCGCGAUGAAAGCAACACUCCUGGGAAUGAAGAACUCAUCGAAGAACUAUCUCCUGAACUAGAUGCCGUCGGCAAAUCUUGUUAUAGUGGAUGCCGCGGGAUAUGCAAUCGAGAGAUAUCCCGCGGUGCUUCUUUCGAUCCACUUAAAAUUUUUUGGGCCCCGUUACUCCGGUUUUCUUGCGCUACUUGCAUCAGGAGAAUGCUCGCGUAACAGACUACUCGUACUUCGUAUACGAAACACUUACUCUUCCUAAGAACAUCUCGUAAAAGUACUUUAAUUUCUUAAACGUAUGUAUUUUUAAUUUUAUAUUUGGUACAAGUUUUGGGAAAUUUCCCUGUUCUCUUUGUUUCCUUAUUAUAUCUUAAGCGUAAUUAUGUUGAAUUUAGGUAUUUACAGUAUUUAUUACUCGGAUAAGUCAUUAAAAAAUUAAGUCGUUCAGAAAAACAAUCCAAGGAUUUUCAAUGAAUAGAAAAAUUAUCGAUGGACACGAUUAGUAAACAAUUUUGUUUCAUCAUGAUCUCGCCCAAUUAUCUCGGCGCGUGUUAAACCAUAACAAACAAUAUGACGUUAUCGGAUUAGUGUACAGUUGCAGAUGCAGAAAACAACACCCAUGGGAAAGGACACGAACUCGUCGAUGACCAUGGGGAAAGAGUCCACUUGAUGUUGGGGGUCCCUUUGAAUGCAUGCAGCACGGCACGGUCCCGGAAAUCAGUCCCGUCACGCAGGCCGGAAACUGGACGAUGCCACGUUGCUGGAUUGACAUUAAAUCCCAUCAACCAUUCUCUCUGUUCAAAGCAAUUACUCAUUCCAUGUUAACGUAUUACAAAUUACAAAUUAAGCUUGAUUUUCGUGA
This is a messenger RNA of Bombus impatiens (common eastern bumble bee), 1312 nucleotides long. RefSeq lists its product as uncharacterized. The transcript is spliced from 4 exons. Bases 160 to 423 code for a protein of 87 amino acids. The record is from RefSeq and is a predicted model, not a curated record. Lineage: Eukaryota; Metazoa; Arthropoda; Insecta; Hymenoptera; Apidae.